AAGCUCCUUCGUUUCUUUCUCCCUUUCUACCUUCCUUUCUUUCAUUCAGAAAGAAAUCACACAAACCCAGCCAAAAAACCCUAGCAUUGUAAGCCUACACCACCGCCGCAAGGUGUGGCAUACUGCCGCCGUCCGUCGCACUCAAAGUUCGCCAUCCGUCCGUCUAUCUAGCUUCCCUCGUGCUCCAAGUCUUCAACCCCUGUUCGCUGUCACCGAUCGCGGCUGCUUCCUCGAGCUCGGCGUCCGUCGUCUUUGUCUGCUCAGCGGCGCUUCCGUCGCCGUUUGUUUGCCGUUCACGUUCGGGCUUUCGUUCAUCUGUCGUCUUCGUUCGCGUUCUUCGCCGUUCACGUUCGCUCGGCGUUCACCGUUCGCGUUCACUCGCCGUUCACCGUUCGAGUUCGCAUUCGCGUUCGUCUGGAAGCCACGUUGCUCUGCUUCAAACUCUGCGACCAACCCGCGCGCUCCACUUAGCCGUCGAACUGCUCUCUUUUGUUGCCGCCACAAUAUGCUCACUCCAUGUGCAAACAGUAGGCUGAAGCGUAAGAUGCUUGAGACACAAACCCAAUGCAGUGAAGAGAAAGAAGAGCCUAGAGAACUUGAUAGUAAAAUUGGAAAAGUUGAUAGAAUGCUUGGUUCUCCACAGGAUCCUAAUGUUAGGUCACGUGCCAUAUUUAUAUUGGAAAAUGCUUCACUGAAGAAAGGACUCGUUAAAAAGGAGUGGAAAAUCCUCAAUUCGCAUGAUGAUGCCAAUCUUCUGUUGAAGCAAAAUAAGAGUCUUAAUGAUUAUCGACCAGACAUUGUUUUUGAGGCACUCCGUAGUAUUAUUGAUAGUCCACUUAAUAAAUAUGGUUUGGUGGAAGCUAUAUUCGUGAAAAUUGAUGGAGGAGCCCUAUUUGAAAUCAAGCCACAUGUUCGCAUUCCUCGAACUUGUAAACGUUUCUGUGGUCUCGUAGUGGAUUUGCUUAGAAAGUCUCGUGUUUGUGCUAAAGAUACAAAUGAAGUACUUAUUCGCGUUGUUGAAGAGCCUGUGACGCGCCAUUUACCGGUCAAUUCUCAUAUAGUAGGCCUCUCUUAUAGCUCAAAGAAGGUGGUCCACAUAGAUGACUACGUUUCUUCCCUAAGUGAUCAUAUGACGCCUGUUUUUGUGGUGGGUGCAAUGGUAAAUGGGAAAGUAAAAGAAGACCACACACAUGAUUAUAUUUCUGUUUCUGAUUAUCCACUUGGUGCUAAAUGCUGCGUAGGCCUUAUCUGUGAUGCAUUGGAGCAGAAAUGGAAGCUAUUCUAAAAUAAUGAGUUACAGAAAGGGUUCUAAGUAAAAUUAUAAAUGAGUCAAAAUGCUAAUUUUACCUGUUAUUUAAUGUAAAGAGUGUGAUCGUUCGUCUCUAACUACUCGAGUUACAGACAGUUAGCAAUUUUAGUACCUCAGCUACACUUUUUUAUUUUCUAGAAAAAACAACUAUUAAUACCCAUGAAUUUUGCGAACAUAGACAAAAAUACCCAUCAAACAAGAAAACUAAAGUUUUACU
Arachis stenosperma is the source of this 1526-nucleotide messenger RNA. RefSeq lists its product as uncharacterized. The transcript is spliced from 8 exons. Gene Ontology annotation, biological process: rRNA base methylation. The coding region runs from base 506 to 1285 and encodes 259 amino acids. The record is from RefSeq and is a predicted model, not a curated record. Gene Ontology annotation, molecular function: rRNA binding; rRNA (pseudouridine) methyltransferase activity. Gene Ontology annotation, cellular component: nucleolus; small-subunit processome. NCBI's taxonomy places the organism in Eukaryota, Viridiplantae, Streptophyta, Magnoliopsida, Fabales, Fabaceae.